UCACACAGCCAACUACCCGAGCCCUGCAAGUCAACGAGAACAACAGCAGUCGCAUCAGUUCAAAUGGCAUCAACACAGCAAGAGAAGGCGGAUCCUCAUGGACCGACCGCGCCUGCUUCCUCGGCAAGCAAGUCGUUCGUUCCGUUAGAGAACAACCCCGAGGUAAUGAGCUCGCUGCUGCACAAACUCGGUCUCUCAUCACAGCUCGCCUUCCACGACGUCUUUAGCAUCGACGAGCCCGAACUGCUUGCCUUUGUCCCUCGCCCGGCAUGUGCACUCCUCCUAGUCUUUCCUGUCAGCGACACAUACGAAUCAUUCCGUCACAGUGAAGACCACGACAAGGCAGAGUACGAAGGCUCUGGCCCUAAUGAGGAGGUCGUGUGGUACAAACAGACUAUCGGCAACGCCUGCGGCUUGAUUGGCGUUCUCCAUGCUGUGAGCAAUGGUCCCGCUCGCGACUUCAUCACUCCCGCCUCGGAUCUGGCAAAGCUUCUUGAGGAUGCCAUCGUCCUCAAGCCUGCCCAGCGUGCUGACCUGCUGUACGAAUCUCAAGCUCUUGAAAACGCACAUCAGGCCGCAGCCACUGGUGGAGACACUGCUGCUCCUUCAGCAGAGGACAACGUUGAUUUGCACUAUGUCUGCUUCGUCAAGUCGUCUACCAAUCACCUCUGGGAGAUGGAUGGCCGUCGCAAGGGUCCUCUCAAUAGAGGCCCCUUGUCCCCAGACGAAGACGUCCUGAGCGAUAAUGCUCUCAACAUGGGCGUCCGCAGUUUCCUUCAACGAGAGACUGAGGCCGGAGGUGGCGAUUUGCGUUUCAGUCUCAUUGCCCUCUCGCAAUCACUCGACUGAAGCAUUGCCGAGAAUACCGGCCAUAAGGACAAAGGAGCCUCAGAGAGUUGCUUAGUCCACGAAAACGGUCACCACGUGUUUGUGGGUCCAGGCCCUCUUCUUUACGAUUCAUGAGGUAUGUAAGCUAGGGAUGCGGCCGGCACGAUGAACGGUUUGGCACGCGAAGUCUGAAUCCAAACAACGACACCACCAAAAGAGUGCAUUCCUCUGCACCACCGUAGAGCCCGCAAUUCGAUAUGAGGCAUGCGGCAAAACGUCCACGAAGGAUAUCAGUGCAAGUGCCGAUAACCGUCUAAAACUUCCCCGAAUAAUGGUAUGAACUGAAAUCUUUAGCUCCCCUGAGGUUGCUUUCAGCAAAUCUUCUUCACCUC
Molecule: messenger RNA, 1220 nt
Organism: Aureobasidium pullulans EXF-150
Lineage: Eukaryota; Fungi; Ascomycota; Dothideomycetes; Dothideales; Saccotheciaceae
Product: cysteine proteinase
Exons: 2
Coding region: 64-849 (261 amino acids)
Biological process (GO): ubiquitin-dependent protein catabolic process; protein deubiquitination
Cellular component (GO): cytoplasm
Molecular function (GO): cysteine-type deubiquitinase activity
Source: RefSeq, a predicted model, not a curated record